This is a messenger RNA of Spodoptera frugiperda (fall armyworm), 3087 nucleotides long. RefSeq names its product zinc finger CCCH domain-containing protein 15 homolog. NCBI's taxonomy places the organism in Eukaryota, Metazoa, Arthropoda, Insecta, Lepidoptera, Noctuidae. Gene Ontology annotation, cellular component: cytosol. Gene Ontology annotation, molecular function: metal ion binding; mRNA binding. Gene Ontology annotation, biological process: cytoplasmic translation. The record is from RefSeq and is a predicted model, not a curated record. Bases 203 to 1423 code for a protein of 406 amino acids. The transcript is spliced from 7 exons.
GAAACGUCAUUCCUCCACAAAUUCACAUCUGUGCAGUGGUGUGCACCGUGGACUAGAAUAUAUUUACUUUUAAAAAUACGUGUUAAAUAUUAAAUAGUUUCACUAUUAAUAGUUUAACGUUCUUAUAAUACUCGAUUUAGGUUGAGGAAGAAGAAUUUUAGUAGGAUUAUAUUUAUUUGAAGGUUCGAGAAAAGACAUAACCAUGCCGCCGAAGAAAGCUAGCGGUGGCGGCGGCGGCGGCCCGAGUAAAAAGACAGAGGCGAAGAAAAAGGAUAAAGUUAUCGAGGAUAAGACCUUUGGGCUUAAAAAUAAGAAGGGAGCGAAGCAGCAGAAGUUUAUCCAGCAAGUAGAGAAGCAAGUUAAGAGUGGCGGCAUCCACCCUGCCAAGCCUAUGGAUGACAAGAAGAAAGAAAAAGAGGCCAAAAUGAAGGAACAAAAAGAAUUAGCGAUGCUGUUCAAACCCGUGCAGACACAGAAAGUUGAAAAAGGUACGGACCCCAAGUCAGUGGUGUGUGCAUUCUUCAAGCAGGGCCAGUGUACGAAGGGAGAUAAGUGCAAGUUCUCGCACGACUUGACACUUGAAAGAAAGGCUGAGAAACGAUCCCUGUACGUGGACAUGCGAGAUGACGACGACAACAUGGACAACUGGGAUGAAGACAAGUUAAAGGAAGUAGUUGAGAAGAAACACGGCGAGGAUAAGCAGAGACCCACCACGGAUAUUAUCUGCAAACAUUUCUUGGAAGCUGUAGAGAAAUCAAAGUACGGGUGGUUUUGGGAGUGUCCCUCUGGUACUAAAUGUAUAUACAGGCACGCUCUCCCACCAGGCUUCGUUCUGAAGAGGGACAAAAAGAAAAUGGAGGAGAAGAAGAAUGAGAUCUCUCUUGUCGACCUGAUUGAAAGAGAGAGAGCCGCACUUGGACCCAAUCAGACAAAGAUUACACUAGAAACUUUCCUUGCCUGGAAAAAGAAGAAGAUUAAGGACAAACAUGACGCUCAAACGAAGGCGGAGGAGCAGCGUCGCAGCGACUUCAAGGCGGGGCGCGCCGUGGGCCUGUCGGGCCGAGAGAUGUUCUCCUUCGACCCGGCGCUGGCCGCCGACGCCGACGAGGACGACGACGAGGCCGUGGACCUGGCCACCUACGGGGACGAGGAGGCGGACACCACCGAGUACAGAGAAGUACAGUUCGACCUCAUCGCUAUGGAAGCUUCCGAGGCGGACGACACGGGCACCAAAGCGACGGAGGACAGACUGCAGCAGCUGGGCCAGGGGCUCGCCAACGGGACCGCGGCCGACGGCGACGGCAGCCAGCCCUCCAACGACGGCUCCAACGCCGACGCCGCCUCCGCCGUACCCAUCAACGAAAACCUCUUCUUAGACGAAGAUCUAGACGAAGAACUUCAAAACCUAGACCUAGAAGACUAGUAUUUAUAAUUAUAUACAAAGUGUGACGUCAUUGGACCGUGUACGUGGUGAUAAUAUCGUUCUAAAGCCUUUGCUUAUUGGUGACACGGGAAUUUGUUGUUGAUGAAUAGAAAUGUGACUUAAUGUCGCGUUUUUAGAGUUGAUAUUUCAAUACAGGUAUGUAAUGAGUGUGUAGGCAACAAAUCAAAGCUGUUCCUAUGUAAUAGAGUUGAAAUUCCAAUGAGUAUAAAAUCUAAUUUAAAACUACCAUGCUCGUUGGAAUUGCAACUUUAUUCUAACAUGUUUAAGUUACAUUUUUAUUCAACACUUGAUUUAAUUGCCGUGCCACGCAAUAAGUUAGGUCUAAAUCAUUAGGUUUAUUAUAAAAAUGUAAAUGACAAAGCUAAAAGCGUCAAUUUAUAUAAAAGUGUAGUGUUGUGUUAGGGACGGUCCCACUUUGUAUAAGUCCCACACGUCUACCGUCCCGGGUAUAAAAUGUACUACAGAAUAAUAAAAACGGGCAAAUUCAUUACAACAUUAUCCUACUUACAAGACAAUCGAUUUUGAGCUCUAUUGCAUUCGCUAUAAGACAGACGGUAGCUGCAAGGAAUGACUUGCGAAAUAUAAUAAGAACGGUUUACUUGCAAUUUCAUACUUAUGCCAAUAGAAAUAGAACUUAAAAUCGAUUGAAUUGUGCAUUAGCCUUUGUUUGCAAUUUUAUACGCGUUCUUUCCACAGUUACUCCUUAUGUCCUAUAUAUGUAUAAGUUUGUACUAUUUAUAUGUCGUCCUCUCCUGACUUUACUCAGGCGCUAUUUAUAAACAUUUUUUUAAGUGAAUUCGCAUUUUUUUUCCAUAGUUCGACCAAUACUUAUGUACAGUACCUGUCGAUAAAUAUUGCACAUCGGCCUUCGAAGAUCGGCCAAGUCGCCACGUAUAAGUACUGUUUAUAAAUGAUGAGUUGCUAAAACUAGUCGAGCAGAGUAUAAAAUUAAAAAUAAAUUAUUAUAUUUUUCGGCUUACUCAUGUAACUGUUUGAUGAGGUACUCGACUCGACUAGUUUCAUGCUAUUCUAGAGGCUCAUAUUCAUGAGUAGCGUUCCGAGUGGUGUAAAACGUAAUUAAUUUACUAUAUAUAUUUAAAUAUUAUUUUAUAAGUUAUUAACAACUUCAAAAUACCUAAAAAAGGAAUAAAAACUAAAAACUUAAAACUAAAAUAAAGGAAAAAAAUCAAUAAAGUAUAAAUACUACUUAUAAUACUUCUUUUUUAAGUAGUAUUUAGCGGUUUUUAAAUAAAUAUAGAUAAAUAUAUAUAAAUACAUUUAUCUAUAUUUAUUUGAUUGUAAUUGAUUUUGUCUCACGAAAGUUAUAAUACAAAUAUAGAGAAAAAUAAAUAAAUCGUAAUUUCACAACAAAUUGUCUCGUCAAAAGUCGAUGUGCAAUGUUUAUCGCCAGGUCGUGUAUACAGUGGUUUAAGUCGUACUAGACAAAUCUUGUCCAGACAAAAAUACAUACAUAGUCAUUAAAAAUAUAUGUUUCACACUUAAAUGUGCAAUUGUAACGUGUAUCGAAUGAAAUAGUCAUGAAAACUGAAUGUGAAUGUAGUGCUCAUAAAUAAUAAUGAUUACUCUGUCAGCAACAAAAUAAUAACGUAUAUUAUGUAAAUAAAAUAACGUAUUUUCAAUUA